Molecule: messenger RNA, 2928 nt
Organism: Megalops cyprinoides (Indo-Pacific tarpon)
Lineage: Eukaryota; Metazoa; Chordata; Actinopteri; Elopiformes; Megalopidae
Gene: carhsp1
Product: calcium regulated heat stable protein 1
Exons: 4
Coding region: 258-743 (161 amino acids)
Biological process (GO): regulation of mRNA stability
Cellular component (GO): cytoplasm
Molecular function (GO): mRNA 3'-UTR binding
Source: RefSeq, a predicted model, not a curated record
GUCGCAGUCUUCGGUGUACGCUUGCUGGGGGUGUAAUAUAAGUCGGUGAUUGUCAGCUUUGGAAUGCUUUGUUACGCUUUGGAGUGAAAACGGACCUUCACACUACUGCAGGGAUCAACCGUUGCAUGAACGGACACGACUUUACAAUUAACCUUUAUUAAAUCCGGAGAAUACAGCGCUCCUCGUCACUUCGCCUUCAAAGUUACUAAAGCCUGCAGGUGUCCGUCCCCAGGGAGGAGGCCUUCCCUUUCUCCAGCAUGUCCUCCGAAGCGACAUCUCCAGUGCGGGGGGGACCCCAGCCAUCAUCGCCCGUGUCCCCGGGGUCUCCGGGGUCCCCGCUGUCCCCCAACUCCCUGAGCCUGCCCAAGUUCCGCCCGCGCGACCGCUCGCCCUCCCCAAUGCGAGGCUACCUGAUCCCCAGCCCCCUGCCGACCCGCCGCAACCGUACCUGCUCCGCCACAGCGCGUGCGUCAGAGGGCCCCGUCUUCACCGGGGUCUGCAAGUGCUUCUCACGCUCCAAAGGGCACGGCUUCAUCACGCCGUCUGAGGGCGGCAGCGACAUCUUCGUGCACAUCUCAGACGUCGAGGGGGAGUACGUCCCCAUGGAGGGCGAUGAGGUCAGCUACAAAGUCUGCUCCAUCCCGCCGAAGCACGAGAAGAUCCAGGCGGUGGAGGUGACCAUCACCCACCUGGCGCCGGGCACCAAGCACGAAACGUGGUCCGGGAACGUGAUCAGCUCGUAGAGGAGACUGGCUGAGCCCACACGCCUCGCCCCGAACUGCCGGCACGCCUUCAGAAAAACGGUGCUCUACUGGACGGGAGGGAUGAUUGGUCAGUCAGAGGAGUGCGAAGACAGCCAUGCUAAUUUUUCCCCUUUUUUUCUUUUUUUUUGAGGGGGGUUUGAUUGCAUUGAUAUUUUGUUGGAAUAAAACACAUCUUGGCACUGAAAAAAAGUCACAUAAGCAUAGCGUAAUUUUGUCUUGGGGUGGUUGUGUUGAUAUUUGAAUGGAAGAAAGCAUCUCUACACUGAGGAAAAAAAUACCUUAAGAAAAUGUUUAACUUUUUUUUUAUUAUUAAUCUCAUAUUUGUUGUUCCAUGUCUGUGGCAGAAAAAGCAAAUUCUUACUAGCUCAACUCCUUUACCUUAUAUUCCACAUCCUAGACAUCAUAGGUUCAUUUGCUUCAUGCCUGCAUCUUAUUAUAAUGGAGCAUUGGCAUGAUUGGGUUUUACCAUUAUUACUGUUACUGUUUUUAUCAUUCACUACUUUGAUCCAGACCUCAGAUUUGUCUUCUCUUAUAAGUAAUAUAUUAAAAUAUACUCUCAAAAUUCUGAGGAAUAUUAAACCUAUGCCAAGAGACUGUACUGCACAGCUUAGAAAACAUUCCAAUUAUUACCAUUAUAUAUGUAAAUUUGACCACUGUCAGGUUGCAUAUAAUGGGAAAUUUACUGUACAAUAUUCAACAUACAGUAUACUCUUUGGAAAUUCCAUUGUCUGAAAGUCACAGUUUUGCACCUUAUUCCUGAUUUUAGAUUUCCUAUUUUCCCAUAUUUCUUAAUGAGGGUUGAGAAAUUGCAUAUUGCUCAAAGACUCUUUGCUGUCAGACAAUUUAUAUUACAUUAUAUUACAAUUUAUAUUAUAUUAUUUAUAUUGGAAAAACCAUCCUCAUCUGUCAUCCCACAUUCCCACAUUGGAUGUAGUCUUUGCAGGUGAGCUGACAUGUCGCAGGACAGAUAUACUCCAAGCCUUAAUGCUGUUCUAACCUUCUGUUGUACAUUGUGUUAGAUUUAUACAAGUGUAGUUUCAUUUUGAAUGAUUUUCACUGAUCAGGUAUCAAACACAGUUCACACUGCUAUGUGCCUGCCUGCUAUCAGAAUUUAUUCUGUACCUGGAAUUAAGUGUUAAAUAAAAUGGAAUAGUGAAAAUACAGACAUCUUUAAUAUCAGUGUUUGUCUCAUUUGCACCAUAAGAUACAUUUUCCAGUUUCACACCUUUGCCUAUGCUGGGAAUAAAUGAUGCCAAUGUGUUUAAACAGCCACUGAUUUACAGAUUUUCUGAUUAGUAAACUAAACGUAAGGUAAAUUAGCAGCUCUGUUCCCCCUGUUGAAAAAUGGUCACCCACAGCUUUCCCUGAAACUAAAUCACACAAAGCCUCACUUGGAUUAAUCAAAAUGUUGAAGGUUUAUUUAAAUACACAUAGAUUUUUCUUUAGACAACAACAGUUAGACCAACUUGAAUUAAUUACAUCAAUAAUUGGCAAUCCUUACUUCACAGAACAGUGUUAACAAAACAGUUUUUUUUUUCUUCAUGUCUUUACUUGUUAACGAGGCUGUGGAUAAAAACACAAUUCUCUAUACGGCACUGACUUGCACAUUCUUACCACGUUUUUUUUUUUUUUUUUCCUUUUUUCGAGGACAUAGUCAAAUUCUAUCGCCCUAGAUCUGAGAGAGAGGCUUAAGUGAACGUUGUCCACAACACUUAAAACACUUAAGAGGCAUUCAAAACAAUUUACCUAUCUUGCAUGUUUAAAAUGGAUUUGGCUGCACCAUGGAGAAAAUGCCUUAAUGUAUGUCACUCAAUAAUACUUGCAUGUUAUAUGGAUUCCACAGGUCCAUGAAUACAUCUGGCACCUUAACUGCAACCUGAAUUAAAAUGAUGUAAACAGAUGCAAAUAUAUAUUUGUACACGUGUAUAUACUGUUUUUAAAUGAGAGAUUAUAGGAAUAUUGUCCCCUGGCUUGAUUGUGAGUGCAGUAAACUCUGCCCUGGUGACAGUAGGGGGCGCCAUUCUCUGCUGUAGUCCAUUCACGUCUUGCACAUCUGAAUUUUAGAGGGGGGUGGAGGGAAAUACACACUGGUGUACAACAUUUUGGCAGUUGGAUUGAGACCUUUAUGUCAAAGCUUAAGAAUAAAGAUAAAAAAAAAAAAAAA